Messenger RNA from Cryptomeria japonica (Japanese cedar), 1854 nucleotides. RefSeq lists its product as uncharacterized. Bases 1 to 1854 code for a protein of 617 amino acids. The record is from RefSeq and is a predicted model, not a curated record. The transcript has 5 exons. Gene Ontology annotation, molecular function: nucleic acid binding. Lineage: Eukaryota; Viridiplantae; Streptophyta; Pinopsida; Cupressales; Cupressaceae.
AUGGGAUAUGAGAAAUAUAAUAUUGGAUCUGAUGGAGAUCCAAAGUUUGUCAAUAUUGGCAAUAACUGCACUUCAGAUGAGAGAGAUCAGUUUAUUCAGCUUUUGCGCCAAUACCAUGAUGUCUUGGCGUACUCAUAUGAUGAUCUGAAAUCUUUUCAACCCAAGGAAGUGCAGCAUGACAUUCCUCUUAAGCUUGGUGCAGAACCUUUUAGACAGAAGCAACGCCAGUACAAUCCAAAGAUUUCAGGUACCAUUCUUUCUGAAGUUCAAAAGAUGCUUGAUGCUCGGAUUAUUUUUCCCAUCCAUCAUUCAACAUGGUUGGCAAACAUAGUGCCGGUGCGUAAGAAGAAUGGAGAAAUACGAGCUACUUUCCAGCGAGCUAUGGACUUGGCUUUCCGUGGUAUUGUUGGAAGAUAUAUUGUAGUAUAUCUUGAUGAUCUUACUAUUUUUUCUAAAGAUCGUGAGAAUCAUCUUUUUCAUCUACAAGAUGUACUUGAAAGAUGUCGUAUCCACGACAUUUCUCUUAAUCCCAAGAAGUCAAUUUUUGGGGUGACGGAGGGAAAACUUCUUGGUCACAUUGUUUCCAAGGAGGGGAUAAAAGUUGAUCCUGAGAGGGUUAAAUCUAUUCAGAAUCUCCCUUUGCCAUCCAACAAGACUGCCGUCCAUUCCUUUUUUGGUAAGGUUAAUUUUCUACGAAGAUUCAUUCUUGACUUUGCGGAGAAGACUCGUCAUAUUGUGGACAUGAUGAAAGGAAAGUCUUCCUUCCAUUGGGAUUCUGAAGGAAGGGCAGCAUUCAAUGAAAUUAAAGAUGCAAUUGCUCAUGCACCUGUGUUGAAUGCCUAUGCGGUUGUUAAAGCAGUCAAGAACUUUCGUUUCUACAUCUUGAAUUCUCAUACCGUUGUGUUAGUUCUUGAUACAUCAGUCAAAUCUAUCUUAACACAACAGGAGUUUGGUACAAAAAGAGGAAAUUGGAUUGCUAAAAUCCAAGAGUAUGACUUGGAGAUUAAGCCUACAAAGCUUGUUCGAGGAAGAGGACUCUGUCAGUUGAUGGCAGAAGGUAUUCCAGAAGAGAAAGAAUUGAAUGAUUGUGAAAAUCUUCCCAAGGUAUUGUUUGUCAGCACUACCGAUGAAUGGUACUCUAAUAUAGCAUUUUUCUUGACUUAUGGCGAAUGUCCACAACAUUUGUCAUUUAAAGAAAAAAGAAGCAUCAAGUUGAAAGCUGCAAACUUCGUAUUAUGGGAUACUGGUUUGUAUAAGAGGGCAAUUGAUGGUACUUUCCUUCAUUGUGUUGACAAAGCACAACAAACUAAAUUGUUGGAAUCUUUCCAUGAAAAGGCUUGUGGAGGACAUUUUUCCGCACCAGUGACUGCUCACAAAAUUUUGAGAGCAAAGUAUUAUUGGCCUACGCUCUUUCAAGAUGCUUUCCAGUGGGUGCGUAAAUGCGUACAUUGUCAGCAGUUUGUAGGCAAACCAAAGCUUGCAGUGUUACCAUUAAAGCCGGUUAUUGUUGAAGAACCUUUCCGGCAAUGGGGCAUUGAUUUCAUUGGUGUGAUUAAUCCCUCUUCAAGUGCAGGUCAUUCGUAUGUCCUUACAGCUACUGAUUAUUUCACCAAGUGGGUGGAAGCAAUACCAGUAAAGAACACUACUUCUGAAAUAACGGAAUCUAGUAAUAAGAAUCUGAUUACUAUUAUUCGCAAGCUUGUGGAGGAAAAUCAAAGGUCCUGGCAUAAGGCUCUUUUUGAUGCCUUAUGGGCAGACAGAAUUACACCCAAAAGGGCUAUUGCUGGAAGAACAAAGAACACAAGUGGUCGAUCGGAUUGCUCAGCAUCAGCAACAAGUCAAAGUCCUUUUUGA